Aspergillus puulaauensis is the source of this 804-nucleotide messenger RNA. It is a transcript of the gene vip1, whose product is annotated as putative actin cytoskeleton protein (VIP1). The transcript has 3 exons. Lineage: Eukaryota; Fungi; Ascomycota; Eurotiomycetes; Eurotiales; Aspergillaceae. The record is from RefSeq and is a predicted model, not a curated record. Gene Ontology annotation, molecular function: RNA binding. The coding region runs from base 1 to 804 and encodes 267 amino acids.
AUGUCAGACCACGCCACCGUCCACGUCUCAGGCAUCGCCUCGUCUACUUCAGACAAGGAAGUCCAAGACUUCUUCAGCUUCUGCGGCAAGAUUGUCAACAUCUCUGUCACUCCCACCUCCAGCGAAGCCAAUGCUCCCAAGUCGGCAACCGUGACAUUCGAAAAGGAUGCUGCUGCCAAAACAGCCCUUCUCCUUGACCAAACUCAGCUCGGCCCCUCCGUCGUGACAGUCAAAGCCGCGCAGUCCCUCGAGGAUAUUGCUGGCCAGCAGGGCGCCUCAGCCACUCAAGCCAAAGACGAGAACCACAACGACAUCGAGCAGGAAGAUAAGCCCCGCUCGCGCAUUCUCGCAGAAUAUCUCGCCCACGGCUACGCGAUCAGCGACCAGGCGCUCCAGAGAGCUAUCGCUCUUGACCAGAAGCACGGCUUCUCAUCUCGCUUCACGAGCGUGCUGAGCAACUUCGAUAAGAAGACGGGCGCUACUGACCGCGCUAGAGGCCUCGAUGAGAGCUACAAGCUCAGCGAUAAGGCCGUUAGCGGCUUCCGCGGUCUGCACAGCUACUUCGAGAAGGCCCUCGGCACGCCUUCCGGCCAGAAGCUGCGCGAUUUCUACUCCCAGACCGAUAAGCAGGUUCGCGAUAUCCACAACGAAGCCAGGAGACUCGCAGACCUGAAGGCCGGAAAGCCGGAGAAGACUGAAGGUGAGGGUACUGCUGCGACUGAGGCUACCGCCGCGCCUGUCCCUGCUCCUGGCGUGGAACCUCAAGCUGCCCAAGCUGCUCCGGCUACCACUGAGAAGGCGUAA